Prorocentrum cordatum is the source of this 1023-nucleotide messenger RNA. The record is from the annotation of a GenBank genome assembly. Lineage: Eukaryota; Dinophyceae; Prorocentrales; Prorocentraceae.
AUGAUGAAUCACGUCUUCCAGGGCGGAUGCCCGAGGACGGAGUUCUCGCACCGCAGGUGCGACGGCCAGGCUGUGUGCCUGGAGGCCAUGCGCCCCGGGAGCCGGAACGCGCGCUGCAAUGUGAGCAUCCUGUUGCGCUUCGUGCCGCCAGGGGGCGCGCGCGAGGUAGUGAUCAUGGUGGACGCGGGUAAGACCCUGCGGAAUGCGUGCCUCAAGAGUUUCCCGAAGUUGGGGGUGCGAAAUCUUGACGUGCUCCUGAUCACCCAUGAUCACGCCGAUGCGAUGAUGGGUCUGGACGAUCUGCGGGACCUUCAGCAGAUGGAGGAGCUGAAGGAUCCGGAGACGGGGAAGUCACAGGGCUGGAGGGUCGCUGGGGCUGGAGCCACGCGGAUCAUCAGCAAUCACCAGACACUCCGCACGUCCAGGGCUGCGUUCCCUUACCUCAAGGGCGUGCCCGACUUCGUCGCGCCGGGGGUCACGUAUCGGCGGGUGGCGCAGUUCCGGUGGGAGCAGCUCCUCAGCGACAGGUGCGCGCUGGACCUCCACGGCCUGCCGGUGCAGACCUUUCCAGUGUACCACGGUGGGACCUACGUGAGCCUCGGCUUCAGCUUCGGCCGCGUGGAGGGGGUGGGCGGUGCGAAGGGCAUCCGGCCUUUUGUCUACAUCUCCGACGUGAGCAGCCUGCCUCUAGAGACGGAGGAAUGGCUGCGCGAGGCGCCGAUCGGAGUCCUCGUCGUGGACGCCCUGAGGCGCGAGCACCACGCCACCCACUUCUCGCUGCAGGACGCGGUGGAUUUUGUGCGAAAGCUGCGGCCGCGGCGCGCCCUUUUCGUGGGCAUGUCGUCCUGCGAGACCGGCGACCACGACGAGGUCAACGCCGAGCUCGCGCAGUUGGGCUCCCCAGAGGAGGGCCUGGACAUGCAGCUGGCAUACGAUGGGCUGAUGCUGGACCCGAUGCGAACAGCUGGGCCCUUGCCUGGAGACCCUAACGACUGCCAGCUGUGCGAGCCGGAGGGCUAUUGA